Messenger RNA from Arctia plantaginis, 4323 nucleotides. NCBI's taxonomy places the organism in Eukaryota, Metazoa, Arthropoda, Insecta, Lepidoptera, Erebidae. The record is from the annotation of a GenBank genome assembly.
AUGAAGGGUGUAGAGAUGUUGCGCAGAGAGCAACGGUGGAGGUACCUGUCUCGGGGCCGGAGGCGGGGGCCGGGGCGGGGGCCGGGGCGGGCGCGGGGUCGGGUCGCGCGCGCCGCUGGUGCGGCUCGGUGGCGAACCAGCGCCAGGGCAGGCGCCGACGCCGCGCGGCGCUCUCCAGCAGCCAGGCGGCGCGCACCACCGGCACCGCCGCGCCGCCCGGGGCCGCACGCACCGCGCGCAGCUUCGGCGUGUUCGGGAACGCGCAACUGUAACGUGCGCUACUGUGUCAUACCACGCUUAGGCGCUCACACUCCAGUACCCGGGCGGCGCGCACCACCGGCACCGCCGCGCCGCCCGGGGCCGCACGCACCGCGCGCAGCUUCGGCGUGUUCGGGAACGCGCAACUGUAACGUGCGCUACUGUGUCAUACCACGCUUAGGCGCUCACACUCCAGUACCCGGGCGGCGCGCACCACCGGCACCGCCGCGCCGCCCGGGGCCGCACGCACCGCGCGCAGCUUCGGCGUGUUCGGGAACGCGCAACUGUAACGUGCGCUACUGUGUCAUACCACGCUUAGGCGCUCACACUCCAGUACCCGGGCGGCGCGCACCACCGGCACCGCCGCGCCGCCCGGGGCCGCACGCACCGCGCGCAGCUUCGGCGUGUUCGGGAACGCGCAACUGUAACGUGCGCUACUGUGUCAUACCACGCUUAGGCGCUCACACUCCAGUACCCGGGCGGCGCGCACCACCGGCACCGCCGCGCCGCCCGGGGCCGCACGCACCGCGCGCAGCUUCGGCGUGUUCGGGAACGCGCAACUGUAACGUGCGCUACUGUGUCAUACCACGCUUAGGCGCUCACACUCCAGUACCCGGGCGGCGCGCACCACCGGCACCGCCGCGCCGCCCGGGGCCGCACGCACCGCGCGCAGCUUCGGCGUGUUCGGGAACGCGCAACUGUAACGUGCGCUACUGUGUCAUACCACGCUUAGGCGCUCACACUCCAGUACCCGGGCGGCGCGCACCACCGGCACCGCCGCGCCGCCCGGGGCCGCACGCACCGCGCGCAGCUUCGGCGUGUUCGGGAACGCGCAACUGUAACGUGCGCUACUGUGUCAUACCACGCUUAGGCGCUCACACUCCAGUACCCGGGCGGCGCGCACCACCGGCACCGCCGCGCCGCCCGGGGCCGCACGCACCGCGCGCAGCUUCGGCGUGUUCGGGAACGCGCAACUGUAACGUGCGCUACUGUGUCAUACCACGCUUAGGCGCUCACACUCCAGUACCCGGGCGGCGCGCACCACCGGCACCGCCGCGCCGCCCGGGGCCGCACGCACCGCGCGCAGCUUCGGCGUGUUCGGGAACGCGCAACUGUAACGUGCGCUACUGUGUCAUACCACGCUUAGGCGCUCACACUCCAGUACCCGGGCGGCGCGCACCACCGGCACCGCCGCGCCGCCCGGGGCCGCACGCACCGCGCGCAGCUUCGGCGUGUUCGGGAACGCGCAACUGUAACGUGCGCUACUGUGUCAUACCACGCUUAGGCGCUCACACUCCAGUACCCGGGCGGCGCGCACCACCGGCACCGCCGCGCCGCCCGGGGCCGCACGCACCGCGCGCAGCUUCGGCGUGUUCGGGAACGCGCAACUGUAACGUGCGCUACUGUGUCAUACCACGCUUAGGCGCUCACACUCCAGUACCCGGGCGGCGCGCACCACCGGCACCGCCGCGCCGCCCGGGGCCGCACGCACCGCGCGCAGCUUCGGCGUGUUCGGGAACGCGCAACUGUAACGUGCGCUACUGUGUCAUACCACGCUUAGGCGCUCACACUCCAGUACCCGGGCGGCGCGCACCACCGGCACCGCCGCGCCGCCCGGGGCCGCACGCACCGCGCGCAGCUUCGGCGUGUUCGGGAACGCGCAACUGUAACGUGCGCUACUGUGUCAUACCACGCUUAGGCGCUCACACUCCAGUACCCGGGCGGCGCGCACCACCGGCACCGCCGCGCCGCCCGGGGCCGCACGCACCGCGCGCAGCUUCGGCGUGUUCGGGAACGCGCAACUGUAACGUGCGCUACUGUGUCAUACCACGCUUAGGCGCUCACACUCCAGUACCCGGGCGGCGCGCACCACCGGCACCGCCGCGCCGCCCGGGGCCGCACGCACCGCGCGCAGCUUCGGCGUGUUCGGGAACGCGCAACUGUAACGUGCGCUACUGUGUCAUACCACGCUUAGGCGCUCACACUCCAGUACCCGGGCGGCGCGCACCACCGGCACCGCCGCGCCGCCCGGGGCCGCACGCACCGCGCGCAGCUUCGGCGUGUUCGGGAACGCGCAACUGUAACGUGCGCUACUGUGUCAUACCACGCUUAGGCGCUCACACUCCAGUACCCGGGCGGCGCGCACCACCGGCACCGCCGCGCCGCCCGGGGCCGCACGCACCGCGCGCAGCUUCGGCGUGUUCGGGAACGCGCAACUGUAACGUGCGCUACUGUGUCAUACCACGCUUAGGCGCUCACACUCCAGUACCCGGGCGGCGCGCACCACCGGCACCGCCGCGCCGCCCGGGGCCGCACGCACCGCGCGCAGCUUCGGCGUGUUCGGGAACGCGCAACUGUAACGUGCGCUACUGUGUCAUACCACGCUUAGGCGCUCACACUCCAGUACCCGGGCGGCGCGCACCACCGGCACCGCCGCGCCGCCCGGGGCCGCACGCACCGCGCGCAGCUUCGGCGUGUUCGGGAACGCGCAACUGUAACGUGCGCUACUGUGUCAUACCACGCUUAGGCGCUCACACUCCAGUACCCGGGCGGCGCGCACCACCGGCACCGCCGCGCCGCCCGGGGCCGCACGCACCGCGCGCAGCUUCGGCGUGUUCGGGAACGCGCAACUGUAACGUGCGCUACUGUGUCAUACCACGCUUAGGCGCUCACACUCCAGUACCCGGGCGGCGCGCACCACCGGCACCGCCGCGCCGCCCGGGGCCGCACGCACCGCGCGCAGCUUCGGCGUGUUCGGGAACGCGCAACUGUAACGUGCGCUACUGUGUCAUACCACGCUUAGGCGCUCACACUCCAGUACCCGGGCGGCGCGCACCACCGGCACCGCCGCGCCGCCCGGGGCCGCACGCACCGCGCGCAGCUUCGGCGUGUUCGGGAACGCGCAACUGUAACGUGCGCUACUGUGUCAUACCACGCUUAGGCGCUCACACUCCAGUACCCGGGCGGCGCGCACCACCGGCACCGCCGCGCCGCCCGGGGCCGCACGCACCGCGCGCAGCUUCGGCGUGUUCGGGAACGCGCAACUGUAACGUGCGCUACUGUGUCAUACCACGCUUAGGCGCUCACACUCCAGUACCCGGGCGGCGCGCACCACCGGCACCGCCGCGCCGCCCGGGGCCGCACGCACCGCGCGCAGCUUCGGCGUGUUCGGGAACGCGCAACUGUAACGUGCGCUACUGUGUCAUACCACGCUUAGGCGCUCACACUCCAGUACCCGGGCGGCGCGCACCACCGGCACCGCCGCGCCGCCCGGGGCCGCACGCACCGCGCGCAGCUUCGGCGUGUUCGGGAACGCGCAACUGUAACGUGCGCUACUGUGUCAUACCACGCUUAGGCGCUCACACUCCAGUACCCGGGCGGCGCGCACCACCGGCACCGCCGCGCCGCCCGGGGCCGCACGCACCGCGCGCAGCUUCGGCGUGUUCGGGAACGCGCAACUGUAACGUGCGCUACUGUGUCAUACCACGCUUAGGCGCUCACACUCCAGUACCCGGGCGGCGCGCACCACCGGCACCGCCGCGCCGCCCGGGGCCGCACGCACCGCGCGCAGCUUCGGCGUGUUCGGGAACGCGCAACUGUAACGUGCGCUACUGUGUCAUACCACGCUUAGGCGCUCACACUCCAGUACCCGGGCGGCGCGCACCACCGGCACCGCCGCGCCGCCCGGGGCCGCACGCACCGCGCGCAGCUUCGGCGUGUUCGGGAACGCGCAACUGUAACGUGCGCUACUGUGUCAUACCACGCUUAGGCGCUCACACUCCAGUACCCGGGCGGCGCGCACCACCGGCACCGCCGCGCCGCCCGGGGCCGCACGCACCGCGCGCAGCUUCGGCGUGUUCGGGAACGCGCAACUGUAACGUGCGCUACUGUGUCAUACCACGCUUAGGCGCUCACACUCCAGUACCCGGGCGGCGCGCACCACCGGCACCGCCGCGCCGCCCGGGGCCGCACGCACCGCGCGCAGCUUCGGCGUGUUCGGGAACGCGCAACUGUAACGUGCGCUACUGUGUCAUACCACGCUUAGGCGCUACGACCGUUUGCUGA